AUGAAGCUGAUCAUGAUAUUGGCACUGAUAUUAGCCCUGAUGGCUUUGGUGAUGGCCCAGGAAUGCAACCUGCCGUGCAACAGACGCAUCGAGUACCUCUGCGGUAGGACGGUGCGAAAUGGGACUGAAAUCGAGUGCACCUUCAGGAAUCCUUGCGCCAUGGAUAGGCAUGGCUGUGAGAAGCGAGAAGUUUGGAGGAAGACGUCGACAGGUCGGUGCACGAGAGACUCGGAUGCAUGUGGUCGCUAG
Molecule: messenger RNA, 249 nt
Organism: Drosophila persimilis
Lineage: Eukaryota; Metazoa; Arthropoda; Insecta; Diptera; Drosophilidae
Exons: 2
Coding region: 1-249 (82 amino acids)
Molecular function (GO): protein binding
Source: RefSeq, a predicted model, not a curated record